AUGGCAAUGAAAAAUCAGACUUUUCUUGGUGAUUUUAUCCUCUUAGGCUUCUCAGAAGAACCAGUUAUGCUGUCCUUUCUCAUGGCUGCAGUCUACACCAUGGUUCUGAUGGGGAAUGUUGCCAUAUUUAGUAUUAUUCACAUUGACUGCCAUCUUCAGGCCCCCAUGUAUUUUUUCCUUAGUUACUUAUCUAUCCUAGAUAUUUGUUAUUCAACUGUUACGCUCCCUUCUAUGCUAUUCAACUCCAUUACUGGCAACAGAAGAAUCUCUUUUCACAGAUGCUUCAUACAGCUGUAUUUCUUUGUCUCACUUGGAGGGACAGAGUGCCUUCUGCUUGCAGCCAUGGCAUACGACAGAUAUGUGGCCAUAUGCAAGCCCCUGCAUUAUUCCACCAUUAUGAACAGGAAGCUCUGCUUCCACCUUGUUGCUGGGUCAUGGGUUUGUGGCUUUUUGAAUUCUGUUCUUCACACUGUGAUGACAUCACAACUGUAUUUUUGUGACAUUAGGUACGUCAAUAAUUUUUUCUGCGAUGUACCUCCACUUCUAAGAGCUUCUUGCACUGAUACACUCACAAGCAAGCUUUUAUUAUAUGUUGUCAGUGUUUUUCUAGGGAUGACUCCCUUUGUAUUUGUUAUUAUCUCUUACAUAUAUAUUAUUUCCACAAUUAUGAAAAUUUGUUCUGCUGCAGGAAGGAGGAAGGCCUUUUCCACAUGCUCCUCCCACCUCAUUGUUGUUACCGUGUUCUAUGUGACAGCUAAUUAUAAUUAUAUUGGCCCUACACCAGGAGACUCCUUAGACUUUGAGCGAAUGUCCUCUAUAUUAUAUAGCAUUCUAACUCCUUUAUUCAACCCCAUUAUAUACUGCUUCAGAAACAAGGAGGUAAAGAGGGCUUUGAAAAGAAAAUUGAUACCUAAUCAGUUUUCAAUAAAAAUAUGA
This is a messenger RNA of Xenopus laevis (African clawed frog), 936 nucleotides long. RefSeq names its product olfactory receptor 5V1. The transcript has a single exon. Lineage: Eukaryota; Metazoa; Chordata; Amphibia; Anura; Pipidae. The record is from RefSeq and is a predicted model, not a curated record. Bases 1 to 936 code for a protein of 311 amino acids.